UACAGACGUACCAACAAUCAGAUACUCUACCAAAUUUUUCGGAUUUGGCAGCACUCUUCCCUUCUAUUUUUCUUUCCGUUCUGCAUAUCAGAAACGUCAAGAUGGCUGAGGUCGAUGAAACUCUCAAGAAGAAGCGUACUUUCAAAAAGUUCACCUACCGUGGUGUGGACCUCGACCAGUUGUUGGAUAUGCCCAACAACCAGUUGGUUGAACUGAUGCACAGUCGUGCUCGCAGGCGUUUCUCCCGCGGCUUGAAGCGUAAGCCAAUGGCAUUGAUCAAGAAAUUGCGUAAGGCCAAGAAAGAAGCUCCACCAAAUGAGAAACCAGAAAUUGUAAAGACUCAUUUGAGAAAUAUGAUCAUUGUUCCCGAAAUGACUGGUUCCAUCAUCGGAGUUUACAAUGGUAAAGACUUCACUCAGGUUGAAAUCAAGCCUGAGAUGAUUGGUCACUACUUGGGAGAAUUCUCGUUGACAUACAAACCUGUUAAGCACGGUAGACCCGGUAUUGGUGCCACUCACAGCUCCAGGUUUAUUCCACUUAAGUAAAUCCAAGAAAAUGGACAAGAAACAACUUUCUGCAAUGCAUAUUGCAUUGUGCUGUUACUAAACGCUUGGCCGUUGUAAAUUAUAGAAAUAAAAGGAGUCUACGUUUUUUAAGGAUUGACAAAAAUCUAA
Ceratitis capitata (Mediterranean fruit fly) is the source of this 674-nucleotide messenger RNA. RefSeq names its product 40S ribosomal protein S15 (gene RpS15). Gene Ontology annotation, molecular function: structural constituent of ribosome; RNA binding. The record is from RefSeq and is a predicted model, not a curated record. The transcript is spliced from 4 exons. Gene Ontology annotation, biological process: ribosomal small subunit assembly; translation. Gene Ontology annotation, cellular component: cytosolic small ribosomal subunit; ribosome. NCBI's taxonomy places the organism in Eukaryota, Metazoa, Arthropoda, Insecta, Diptera, Tephritidae. The coding region runs from base 102 to 545 and encodes 147 amino acids.